CGUACAGCUGGACAUGGAUCACCUAUUAGUGCUGCUUCUCCUGUGGAGCUCAGGAGUCCAGGCUGAAGAAAAACAUAACUCAGAGUCUGAUGAUGUCAGGUUGGUGGGAGGAGCCAGUCACUGUGCAGGAACACUGGAGCUGAAACAUCUGGGAGAGUGGAGAAUAGUACAUGGUUAUGCUUGGACCCUGAAACAUGCAGAUGUUGUCUGCCAACUGCUGGACUGUGGCUCUGCUGUUUCUGUAGAAUGGAGAUUUGAGACCACAAACACACCUGUGUGGAAAAUGAAAACUGAAUGUAUUCAGUCUGGAUCUGCUGUGAGAGAUUGUGUAACAUCAUAUUCAUCUCCUGUCAUCACCAAUGUCACCUGUGCAGACUCUGUCAGGCUGCUGAAUGGUUCCAGUCUGUGUUCAGGCAGACUGGAGGUGAAGUCUAACCAGAGCUGGUCCUCAGUGUGUGAAGCUGACUUUGACCAGCAGGAUGCAGAGGUGGUCUGUAGGGAGCUUGGCUGUGGGCCUCCUUCGGUCCUCCAGGGGGCACUCUAUGGAGAAGUGGAGGUUCCAGUGUGGAGCAAAGAGUUCCAGUGUGGAGGCCAUGAGUCUGCUCUCCUGGACUGUAGAAGCUCAGGCUCAGCUAGAAACAGCUGCUCACCUGGCAAAGCUGUUGGACUCAGCUGCUCAGAGCCUGAUGAUGUCAGGUUGGUGGGAGGAGCCAGUCGCUGUGCAGGAAUACUGGAGCUGAAACAUCAGGGAGAGUGGAGACCAAUGUUUGAGUUUCACUGGACGCUGAAAGAGGCAGCUCCUAUUUGUGAACAUCUGGACUGUGGUUCUGCUGUUUCUUUACAACACACCGAGUCAUCAUUAAAAUUUCGCUGGAGGAUCAAACCUGACUGUGUUCAGUCCAGAUCUACUCUGAGAGAGUGCACAACAUCGGAUUACUACAACCCCAUCCUGAAUCUUACCUGCGCAGACUCUGUCAGGCUGCUGAAUGGUUCCAGUCUGUGUUCAGGCAGACUGGAGGUGAAGUCUGACCAGAGCUGGUCCUCAGUGUGUGAAGCUGACUUUGACCAGCAGGAUGCAGAGGUGGUCUGUAGGGAGCUCGGCUGUGGGCCUCCAUCGGUCCUCCAAGGGGUGCUCUAUGAAGAAGUGGAGGCUCCAGUGUGGAGCAAAGAGUUCCAGUGUGGAGGCCAUGAGUCUGCUCUCCUGGACUGUAGAAGCUCAGGCUCAGCUAGAAACAGCUGCUCACCUGGCAAAGCUGUUGGACUCACCUGCUCAGAGCCUGAUGAUGUCAGGUUGGUGGGAGGAGCCAAUAACUGUGAGGGCAUGAUGGAGCUGAGACAUCUGGGAGAGUGGAGAACAGUGUCUGCCUUUAGCUGGACGCUGAAAGAUGCAGCUUUUGUGUGUAAACAUCUGGACUGUGGCUCUGCUGUUUCUGUUGACUCAAGACAUGAGUCUUUAAAGAGACCUGCAUGGUGGAUCAAAUAUGAUUGUGUUCACGUCAGAUCUGCACUGAAGGACUGUACAGCAUCAAGUUACCAUUCCUUCAUCCUGAACAUCACCUGCUCAGAGUCUGUCAGGUUGGGGGGAGCCAGUCGCUGUGUAGGAACAGUGGAGCUGAAACAUCAAGGAGAAUGGAGACCAGCAAUUGACUAUGACCUCAGGAAAGCAGCUGUUCUCUGUAAACAUCUGGACUGUGGAUCUGCUGUUUCUGCUGUAAUCAGACCGAAGUCCUCACCUGCAGAUGUGCUGGGGAUCAGCUCUGACUGUUUUCAGUCUGGAACUACUCGAAGUGAGUGUGCAGCACCAAAAGCCUCCAACUACACCCUGGAUCUCAUUUGCUCAGACUUGCUGGUUCAGCCCAUCAUCCAGGCAUCCUCCAUGGAUGGGGUUUAUGAGGCCCAGGAGCAGGGGCUUACAGUAUCCAGGCACUCCAACUUCACCAUCAGCUGCUCCAUCCAGCCACAAUACCCAGGAGGCUCCUUCCAGCUCACCUUCAACUCCACCAACACAGCGUACAGCUACACCCAGCCAGCUGUCAAUCACUCUGCCCACUUCCUGUUUCCUGCUGCAGUGCCCGCCCACCAAGGAAACUACAGCUGUGUUUAUCACAUCUACGUUUUCUCUCAUAAUUUCACUGCUGAGAGCCACCUGCUGCCUGUCACUGUCUCAGAGUUUGUCAGCUUGGUAGGAGGACCCAGUCGCUGUGCAGGAACGCUGGAAUUGAAACAUUUGGGUGUGUGGAGACCAAUGGAUAGCUCUGACUGGACCAUAAAGGCAGCAUCUGUUAUCUGUGAACAUCUGGAUUGUGGCUCUGCUAUUUCAGUAGAAUGGCGAGAGGAUUCCACAGAGAAAUCUGUGUGGAAGAUCCAAGACGGCUGCAUUGAGUCUGGAUCAGCUAUAAAAGAAUGCUUACAACUUAGGUUGUCUUCCUUCUCUCUGUAUCUCACGUGCUCAGACUCUGUCAGGCUGCUGAAUGGUUCCAGUCUGUGUUCAGGCAGACUGGAGGUGAAGUCUAACCAGAGCUGGUCCUCAGUGUGUGAAGCUGACUUUGACCAGCAGGAUGCAGAGGUGGUCUGUAGGGAGCUCGGCUGUGGGCCUCCUUCGGUCCUCCAGGGGGCGCUGUAUGGAGAAGUGGAGGCUCCAGUGUGGAGCAAAGAGUUGCAGUGUGGAGGCCAUGAGUCUGCUCUCCUGGACUGUAGAAGCUCAGGCUCAGCUAGAAACAGCUGCUCACCUGGCAAAGCUGUUGGACUCACCUGCUCAGAGCCUCAUGAUCUCAGGUUGGUGGGAGGAGCCAGUCGUUGUGCAGGAUCACUGGAGCUAAAACUGGGAGAUUGGAGACCAGUGGAAGCUUCUGAGUGGAUCCUGGGCAAAGCAGCUGUCAUCUGUGAACAUUUGCACUGUGGUUCCCUUGAUUAUGUGGAGGCUAGAAAUGAGUCCUUGCUCAGAUCUGUUUGGAGACUCAAACCUGACUGCGUUCAAUCUGGAUGUGCUCUGAGGGAGUGUGUAACAUCAGAAUACUCUUUAAUGAUUAUGAAUUUCACCUGCUCAGACCUGCUGGUUCAGCCAAACAUCCAUGCAUCCUCCAUGGAUGGGGUCUUUAAGGCCCAGCAGCAGGGGCUUCAGGUGUCCAGCCGCUCCAACUUCACCAUCAGCUGCUCCAUCCAGCCACAAUACCCAGGAGGUUCCUUCCAGCUCACCUUCACCUCCUCCAACACGGCAUACAGCUACACCCAGCCAGCUGUCAAUCACUCUGCCCACUUCCUGUUUCCUGCUGCAGUGCCCGCCCACCAAGGAAACUACAGCUGUGUUUAUCACAUCUACGUUUUCUCUCAUAACUUCUCCUCCGAGAGCCGCCAGCUGUCUGUUGCUGUUUCACCUCCAGCAGCUCCAACAGUUCAUACCAUCACAGGAGUCAUCCUGCUGCUGAUUCUCCUGAUUGUGAUUACUGCCCUUUAUUUCUGCUGGAAGGCCAGCAGGGAGCAGACGCUGAGCAGAAAGGACACUGACGUGGUUUACUACAACUACAGUGAUCACGGAGAAGGAGGAUCAGCUGAAGAUGAAAGUCGCCAGGGAGGAGAGGAGGACCUCAAAGAAGCUCAUCUCAAAUCCAAUUGAAUUUCUGAAAAAUGACUAUCAUAAUAGUUAACACAACAGUUUUCUAUUGAAUAUAAACUUGUGUACUCACUUCA
Molecule: messenger RNA, 3687 nt
Organism: Maylandia zebra (zebra mbuna)
Lineage: Eukaryota; Metazoa; Chordata; Actinopteri; Cichliformes; Cichlidae
Product: antigen WC1.1
Cellular component (GO): membrane
Source: RefSeq, a predicted model, not a curated record